Messenger RNA from Sorghum bicolor (sorghum), 3903 nucleotides. Its product is annotated as LETM1 domain-containing protein mdm28, mitochondrial. The transcript is spliced from 15 exons. The coding region runs from base 1224 to 3491 and encodes 755 amino acids. The record is from RefSeq and is a predicted model, not a curated record. NCBI's taxonomy places the organism in Eukaryota, Viridiplantae, Streptophyta, Magnoliopsida, Poales, Poaceae. Gene Ontology annotation, biological process: intracellular monoatomic cation homeostasis. Gene Ontology annotation, cellular component: mitochondrial inner membrane. Gene Ontology annotation, molecular function: calcium ion binding; ribosome binding.
UUCUCUCACUCUCUCCAUUCCUCCGGGAAUCCGUUGGUGCUGUGUUCGGGCUCCCGGUUGGUGUAUUGGCGACGUGGAUCGCCGCCUACGAGCAUUUGUGGUGGGCGGGGCAGAGCUGCUGCGGUCGCGCGAGAUCAUUUGUGGUGGUCCUGGGAUACACUCAUCACGCUGUAGGGUUUGUUUCGUAAUAAGUGGUUCUGAUCUCGGGCACGGAAUAGUUUGACCGGAAAUGAAUCAGCGUAAUCAGUUGCUAGGCCUCGCUGGUAUCUGAAGUGUGAACAUGAUAUGGUUUUAGAUGUCAGGCUUUCAUAUACACUUCUAUGAACACUUACAUGACGAGUUCCAACUUCCAUUGUAGAAUUGGUGGUCUAGAUGAAUUGUUGCCUGCAACCUUGUUGAAUCUUCUAAAGCAACUGCUGUGUAGUUUUCUAUACAGACACCUUUAAAGUGUUGUUGAUGGGACAGAAUGCAUAUUCUAGAUUCUGUGUUUUUUCCUUUUUUGUGUAGUUUUCUAUACGGACAUCUUUAAAGUGUUGUUGAUGAGACAGAAUGCAUAUUCUAGAUUCUGUGUUUUUUUAUAGUUGACAUAGUCACAUAGGUAAUUUUUACUGUAUUAACCAAGCAAGAACCAGAUUAGGUUCAUGUGGGUGCAUUUCCCUCUGUUCAUUCCCUAAAAAAGAACAAGCAAGGUUAUUCGCAAUCCAGACUGAUGCAACACAGCGAUGCUCAAAAUGGUGCACAGGUGCAGUAGUAUGUUGCGUCAUUUGUUGGGUUGGAUGCCCCAGUCUGUAUAGCAUCAGAACUGAGGUUUUCAUAUGGUUUGAAGUUUAUAUAUGCGGUGGAUGGUUCUUCUAUUUUAAGAAGGUGUUUACUUUAUGGAGGAUUGGUAAUUCUAUUGGCACUAUUUGAAUGGCCUCUACCGAACUUAUAGUCCAGUUGUGUUCUGAUGAUUGUAUUGUGAAUUAUGGCCACAUUUGGUUCCUCAUCUAAACCUCACCUAACCUUGCUGAACAAGGAUUGAUGCUUUUGCUGCUGCAUUUGGAUAUUUGGCUAGCUUGUCUCGGUAACUUGUGCUGGCAAGAAUUGCCAGCAUUUCCCCUUGUUACCCGCAGAGAGCUAAAAUGGCUCUCCGGCUAAGCAAGCUUCUUGGGGCAUGGGCCAAUAAGGGUUCUACCUGGAAAGGCAUGAUCCUGGAGUUUCCUUGAGAAAGGAAGUGAUCAAGGAUGGCCUCGAGGGCUAUCGUCAGGAGGAGGAAGGACAUUCUACGGCACACUAAUGUGCCUAUUUUGUCCCCCUCAUUCACUAGCACAAUUGGGAAAGGACAGUUUGGUUGUGAGGUUGAUCAUCAAAGAUCUGUAUUUUUCUUUUCGAAGGAAAGUUUAGCAGAUUCUAAUCAUGCUACGGCACAUUAUACUUUAAGUAAGCGAAAGCUUUGUCGCCUCAGUAGCGGUUUCACAUGGCGUUCAACUUGUGAGGUUUCUCUUCCCACUUAUGGUUCUAGAGCACAGAACUUUGUAUUCCCAUUGGGAGUCAGGUGUUUCCUGCAGUCAAUCAGCACCACAUCAAACACAACUGGACAGGGUCAAGUUAAUAUUAUGGACAAGCAGAUUGAGGAUGAGAAGCAGAAGCAACAAAAAAAGGAGGCAUCCCCUGAAGAAUGUGAUCAGGCAGUGGAAGGAUUAAGCACUGCAAAAGCAAAAGCAAAAGCUAAGCUGGAGGAAGUGCAAAAGACUGACCAAUCAAUGGUACAGAAAUUUUGGGCAAAGCUUCUGGGUAUUGGCCCUGCUUUACGACUUAUUGCUUCAAUGAGCAGAGCUGAUUGGGCUGCAAAGUUGAAGCAUUGGAAGGAUGAAUUUAUUUCUACACUGCAGCAUUAUUGGUUGGGCACUAAGCUGCUCUGGGCAGAUGUUAGAAUCUCAUCAAGGUUGUUAGUGAAACUUGCUACUGGAAAGAGCCUCACAAGACGAGAGAGGCAGCAGCUCACACGCACAACAGCAGAUCUAUUCAGGCUAGUACCUUUUGCAGUUUUUAUUAUCGUUCCAUUCAUGGAACUCUUGCUGCCAGUGUUCCUCAAGUUGUUCCCAAACAUGUUGCCAUCCACUUUCCAGGACAAGAUGAAAGAAGAGGAGGCCCUAAAAAGGAAACUGAAAGCAAGGAUGGAAUAUGCAAAGUUUUUACAAGACACUGCUAAAGAAAUGGCAAAGGAAGUUCAAACAUCACGUAGUGGAGAAAUGAAACAAACUGCUGAAGAUCUGGAUGAGUUCUUGAAUAAGGUUAGGAAAGGUGGACAUGCCUCCAAUGACGAAAUUUUGAGCUUUGCACAGCUAUUUAAUGACGAGCUGACUUUGGAUAACAUGAGCAGACCACGGCUUGUUAAUAUGUGUAAAUACAUGGGGAUCCAACCUUUUGGCACAGACCACUACUUGCAAUUCAUGCUCCGAAAGAAACUACAAGACAUUAAGAAUGAUGAUAAGAUGAUUCAAGCUGAAGGUGUGGAGUCUCUUUCUGAAUAUGAGCUUCGACAAGCAUGUCGUGAGCGUGGGCACCUUGGUUUGUUGUCAACAGAGGAGAUGCGCCAACAGCUCAGAGACUGGCUGGAUCUAUCACUCAAUCAUUCUGUGCCAUCGUCUCUUCUAAUACUCUCAAGAGCUUUUACUGUAUCUGGUAAAAUGAAACCUGAGGAGGCCGUUGUAGCAACCUUAUCUUCCCUGCCAGAUGAAGUUGUCGAUACAGUUGGGACUGUACUGCCUUCUGAAGAUUCUGUUUCAGAGAGGAAGAGAAAAUUGGAAUUUCUGGAGAUGCAGGAAGAACUUAUCAAGGAAGAGGAGAAAAGGCAAGAGAAAGAAGACAAGGCAAAACUGGAGGAGAAGACCACUGAAGAAGAUUUGGCUUUGAAGGAAAUGACUGAGCCUACUGUUAGGGAGGAAGAGGAACUAAAGAAAGCGAAAACACAUGAUAAGAAAGAGCAGCUUUGUAAUAUCAGUCAAGCAUUGGCUGUGCUUGCAUCUGCUUCUUCUGUUACCAAGGAGCGACAAGAGUUUUUAAGCCUUGUCAACAAGGAGAUAGAACUAUACAACAACAUGCUCGCAAAGGAGGGCACAGAUGGUGAAGAAGAAGCCAGGAGAGCAUACAAGGCUGCUAGGGAGGAAUCAGACCAUGCUGCAGAGGCAGCUGUGGGAGAAAAGGUCUCUUCAGCUUUGAUUGAUAGGGUUGAUGCUAUGCUUCAAAAGUUAGAGAAGGAGAUUGAUGAUGUUGAUGCUCGAAUUGGCAAUCGCUGGCAGCUGCUGGAUAGGGACCGUGAUGGCAAGGUGACUCCUGAAGAGGUAGCUGCAGCUGCAAAUUAUCUCAAAGACACCAUAGGAGCAGAAGGCGUCCAGGAGCUUAUCAGCAAUCUUUCUAAAGACAACGAAGGGAAUAUCCUUGUGGAAGACAUUGUAAAGCUGGCGUCACAAACAGAUGAAAACAAUGAACAUGAAGAAACGGCACGAUGAUUUGGAAUAGCAGCCACAUUCUUGGCUGUUAAAAUUCGGGGCUCCGUUCUUUUUUCAAGGGAACCUCACAUAACAAAGCUUUCCUGGCAGUUUCAUGCAAAAAUCACUAAGCAGGAUGGCCAUUCUUUUUGUUCUGACUGGCGGCUGCGGAGAAAUCUGUAUCCUGUAGCAUAGCCUGCUGUUGAAAGAUAUUCAUUUAUACAAUUAGUCCUACCACCGAUCAUUAGGUUAGGAAUUCUGUCUGAAAUGGCAACUUAAAUUUCAAACGGUUGCCAUGAAAAUGAGAAUAAGUUAGGCGGGCUGUACAAAUCUUUCAUCUAUAGUCUGAAGAAAAGUAUAGGCAUCAAAUAAGUAUCUGAAUAAAUUUCAUGCUAUUUGAAUAAGAAUGAGUUCGACUUGUUGUCUCUCCAAA